GCACCUUAAGUCCACAUAAACAUGGCGUUGGAACCGUCCGAUCAAUUCUACGGCGGAUCUCUGAUAUCAGAUAUGGCCGGACGCGGAUUUCCUGUGCCACCGGAGGUUCCUGUAGUGGGAAGCUCUGUGGGUCUAGAGAUAUUCCUGUGACAAAUCCACUCCGUCCAUCAGUUUUACGAGGCCACAAUAGGAUAAGAAUCUGAAAAUAACAUAGACCCAACACUAAUGUGGACCACACCACUCGAAACUUUUUUAGAGCCACAGAAGUUUUGUAUCAGGAUGAUAUCUGUGCCUACGGUUUAUCUGAGUGGUAAUAGUAUAUAAACACCGUAGUCAGCUCUGGGAAUUUCGUUUGGUGUGGUCCAAGAUCUGUCUGAUUUUUUUCUUGGCAUUGAAAAUUUGAUGGACGGAGUAGAUUUGUCACGGGUAUUUCUGUGGGGGGCACACAGAUUCCGCAUACAGGAAGUUCCUGUGACCGGGAGCACAGGCGAUCCGCGUCCGAUAUGGGCUACGUCGCUCAUGUCAGCAUUUCCAGCCGGCGCAUCCGCGCACGCGGCGGAGACACGUAGCACCCGAACGGCAGACCGUGCCACGUGCUAGCACACCGAUGCUGUCAUACGGAGAAAAACCGAGUAUUUGAGACAGGACUCCUCGCCCUGUAACAAACUCUCGUCGUCGACUCUGUCAGUCUCUCUCUCUCGCUUGCUCUGUGAUUUCUCAAUGGAGGAGAGACCUGACGGAAACCGUCAGCCCUCCGUCGAUUCCGUCACGGAGCCAACGGUCUUCCGCCGGACGGACUAUUCCCUCUUCCACACCAUCGUGGCGCUCGCCGUCUGGCUCGGCGCCAUCCACUUCAACGUGGCGUUACUACUAACGGCGAUUCUCCUUCUUCCCAUCCGCUUAGCAAUGACGGUUUUCGGAUUGUUGAUAUGUUUUAUGGUGAUUCCUUUGAACUAUAAAAGCAAAUGGGGGCAGAAAUUAUCAAGGUACAUUUGUAAAUAUGCAUGUGGGUAUUUCCCGAUCACCCUCCACGUGGAGGAUAUACAGGCCUUUGACUCGAAUCAAGCUUAUGUCUUCGGGUUUGAACCACAUUCAAUUUUACCAAUUGGCAUUGUUGCUCUAGCUAACUUUACGGGUUUCAUGCCUCUUCCUAAGAUCAAAGUCCUGGCAAGCAGUGCUGUGUUUUACACACCACUGCUAAGGCAAAUAUGGACAUGGAUGGGGAUUAUACCUGCAACAAAGAAGAACUUCAUUUCAUAUUUGGAAGCUGGUUACAGUUGCAUCGUAGUGCCAGGUGGUGCUCGGGAAAUUGUUCAUAUGGAGCAUGGUUCUGAGGUCCCAAAACUCCCUAGUCCUUGGAAGUUCACAUAUCUCCGUAUGCAGUUUGGUAGAACUUUCCAAACUUGUGCUGCAGUUGCCUUCCUGAAAUCAAGAAAGGGAUUCAUACGCAUAGCCAUGCAGAUGGGCAAGCCUCUAGUUCCAGUAUUCAGCUUUGGUCAGAGUAAUGUUUACAGGUGGUGGAAGCCCAGAUGCAGUGGGACAUUGUAUGCCGGCAUUGCUAAAGUAAUGAAGUUCACUCCAAUUCUCUUUUGGGGAAUGUUUGGGAGGGCCAAAACUUCGACAGAGCACCGCGCACAGACCGCUCGUCGGAUCGCCACGAAACUUGGAGAUUUUGAAGCCCCCCUGGCCGACCAGAGCCAAGGAGGCAGUUUUGGGAUUCAAGCUCCCGUCGCAUGUGUGGCUAGCCUCCUGCGCACAUGCGUCAGGCCCAGGCAGUAGUCCGCACGCAGGAACUGUCGUUUGGUUCAGAUCACCUUUACCCUAUCGACAACCUAUGCAUGUUGUGGUGGGUAGACCGAUCGAGCUUAAGAAAAAUCCACAGCCCACAAUGGAA
This is a messenger RNA of Magnolia sinica, 1894 nucleotides long. Its product is annotated as diacylglycerol O-acyltransferase 2D-like. Gene Ontology annotation, biological process: triglyceride biosynthetic process. Gene Ontology annotation, molecular function: diacylglycerol O-acyltransferase activity. The record is from RefSeq and is a predicted model, not a curated record. NCBI's taxonomy places the organism in Eukaryota, Viridiplantae, Streptophyta, Magnoliopsida, Magnoliales, Magnoliaceae. The transcript has 10 exons. Gene Ontology annotation, cellular component: endoplasmic reticulum membrane. The coding region runs from base 721 to 1779 and encodes 352 amino acids.